ACUGAGGGUCUAUGUUGGAAGUGUCCAAGCCGACCCACUGCCGACCUCGCCAUGGGCCUGGAACUCUAUCUGGACCUGAUGUCCCAGCCCUGCCGCGCUGUCUACAUCUUCGCCAAGAAGAACGGCAUCCCCUUCCAGCUGCGCACCGUGGAACUGCUCAAAGGUCAGCACUACACUGAUUCCUUUGGUCAGGUGAACCCCCUGAGGAAGGUGCCAGCCCUAAAGGACGGGGACUUCACAUUAGCUGAAAGUGUGGCCAUCCUCUUGUAUCUGAGUCGCAAGUACAAGGCCCCUGAUCACUGGUACCCCCAAGACCUGCAGGCCAGAGCCCGGGUGGAUGAGUACCUGUCCUGGCAACACACCACCCUGCGGAGUUGCUGCACCAGGGCCAUGUGGCAGAAGAUGUUGUUCCCUAUGUUCCUGGGCCAGCCAGUGCCUCCUGAGACACUGGCAGCCACUUUGGCUGAGCUGGAUAGAUGCCUGCAGCUGCUUGAGGACAAGUUCCUGCGAAACCAGGCCUUCCUUACUGGGUCCCAUAUCUCUGUGGCUGACUUGGUGGCCAUCACAGAGCUGAUGCAUCCUGUCAGUGCUGGCUGCCAAGUCUUUGAAUGCCGACCCAAGUUGGCUGCAUGGCGCCAGCGUGUGGAGUCUGCAGUAGGAGAGGACCUCUUCCAGGAAGCCCAUGCAGUUAUCCUGAAGGCCAAGGACAUUCCUCCAGCAGACCCCGCCUUGAAGGAGAAACUGAGGCAGUCAUUGAAGGGUUUGUUGCAGUGAGUGAGUGGCCCUGGCCAGUAAAAUUACCAAGGGAAAUGCUGGGUUGUCAGAAUAAAGAGAUGAAGCUGCUUAUUUCCUUUGCUGUAAGCAGGACAUGUCCACACAGUCUGUUCACAGUUCUGUCCAAGUAUCAGGUUUGUAUUCCUUUUGUGUCUCCAUGCCACUUUUAUUAGGCUUCUACCUGACCUUUGGAGAGAGCUUUAGUAAACACAUAAAUGGCCUUAUCCCUCUUCUUUGGAAACUUUCCAUGUAUCCCCACUUCCUUGAAGUUAAAGUAUAAGUCAUUGCACGUGGCAUUAAAGAUCUUG
This is a messenger RNA of Marmota flaviventris (yellow-bellied marmot), 1082 nucleotides long. Its product is annotated as glutathione S-transferase theta-3. Lineage: Eukaryota; Metazoa; Chordata; Mammalia; Rodentia; Sciuridae. Gene Ontology annotation, molecular function: glutathione transferase activity. The record is from RefSeq and is a predicted model, not a curated record. Gene Ontology annotation, cellular component: cytoplasm. Gene Ontology annotation, biological process: glutathione metabolic process.